Molecule: messenger RNA, 777 nt
Organism: Mesorhabditis spiculigera
Lineage: Eukaryota; Metazoa; Nematoda; Chromadorea; Rhabditida; Rhabditidae
Source: the annotation of a GenBank genome assembly
AUGCGGAUGGAGAUGAGAAAUGGGCCCUGGGGGCCCGAAGAGCCAUCCCUGCCCCAGGGCCACGCCCCACCACAUCGAUCCCGCCCACACCCCCAACACCAUUCCCACCACAACAAGAAGCACCACAAGAAGCGCGGACGUCUCUACGCCAUGUUCUGCUGUUGCUGCUGGCCGCUGCACAAAUGUGUUACGGUGCUGUCCCUGCUCGACACGGUGAUCAUCGCCUUUUUCGCGUUCAACGCCUUCGAGGAGUUGGCGCAGACGAUUGACGAUCCGCACUGGAUCACGAUCGUUUGCUUUGUCGUGCUUACCGCCAUUUUGAUAUGUCAGAUCCUCGCUUCGAUCUGCACGGUGCUAGCCCACAAACGAAGCUUUGCCCACUAUCUGCUCCCCCGAUUGGCGCUAUGUGGAAUGCUGGUCAUCCUCUCGACCCUCGGCUGCAUGUUUGUCCUCUACUAUUUCAUGAGUGGGGAGGAGAAGAUGAACAAGAUGGUCUUCCAACUUCAUGAUUAUUUCUACCCCGGCGAGCUCGAUGACUUCGAGAAGGGAAGAAUGGUAUCGGAUUUGAAGAUCUACGCUGGAGUUUUUGGAUUGCUCUCCUUCGUCUACGCGCUCUACAACGGUUUCGCACUCAUGCUGACGAAGAAGUACUACGAGCACCUGAACGGCUUCCGGCCGCUCCCACAAGAAGCCUCGGCCCCAGCCUACAACCCCGACUACCCGCCGCCCCACCACAAGCAGGACGCCAGCAAGGGGGCCACCUAUCCGAGCCUGCCA